Molecule: messenger RNA, 2022 nt
Organism: Emiliania huxleyi CCMP1516
Lineage: Eukaryota; Haptophyta; Isochrysidales; Noelaerhabdaceae
Exons: 4
Coding region: 1-2022 (673 amino acids)
Molecular function (GO): glycosyltransferase activity
Source: RefSeq, a predicted model, not a curated record
AUGGAGCGGCGGCGUCGGAUCGAGGUGGAUCGUGAGCUUUUCGGGGGCUCACUUCUCGACGACGUUCGCUGCUACGGCUGCUCUGGCGGGCACCUACCGGGCCCCGUAGACGCGAAGAGUGGGUGUGGGCUGACACGGCGGCCGUUCCACACUCUGCUCAUCGUGACCGCGGGGGAAUCCGAGCUGUGGCAGACGAGGGUGAUGGCCCACCACUGGCGUCUACAGGCGUCACAGGACCCCUGCGCCGAGAUGGGAAACCUGAGCAGGUUGCUCAUACUCGGCCAGGAGCGCUUCCGGUUCAACCCACGAGAGGUGAGCACUGUGACGGCCAAGUCAACUAGCCCGGAGCGCAGCCGUCCCGACGCCAUCGUGCAGUACAUCAAAGGCGGACACCUCGACCAGAUGCGCGAGGAUUAUGUCUUGAUCGCCGAGCCCGACCAGGUCUUCUUGCGACCGCUGCCCAACUUGGCGAGCGAGACGGUGCCGGCUGCCUUUCGCGUGAGCUUUAUGAAGCAGAAGCCGGACCUCGUCGACAGGGUCGCGCCUGGCCUCGGCCUCGGAAGGAAGACACAGCCUGUUGGCCCGUCGCCGCUGCUGAUCCACAAAGAGCAAUUGCGGCAGCUCGCGCCGCUCUGGCUCAAAUUUACGGACCAGUUCGCGCAGGAGCCGUCCCUGGCGAGAGCCGUCCAGGGCUGGAGGCGCGAGUACUGGGGCUACGCAAUUGCCGCCGCCCAGCUAGGCAUCAGCCACCUCAUCCUGGAUGCCUUCCAUCCCGAGGGGCCGCUCCUCGUGGACGACUUGAUGGGGUUGAGGGGCUCCUCAUUCGCUCCGCGGAUGCCGUACUACAUGCUCCACUUUGACCAGCCGCUCGACUACUCCAGGGAGGGGCUGUCGAUGGGCCGCGACGGUGAGUGGUCCUUCGACAAGAGGCACUACCGCAAAAGCUUCCCACCGCGCCAGCUGUGGCCGCCGCCUCGUUGCGCGCCGGGUCACGCCCACCUCCUCACUAGCCUGAUCAACAACGCGAGCGCAAAGCUCCGCUCGAAGCAGUGGAGCAACGCCACGGACAAUGGCUCGCUCUGGCGGCAGCACUCGUGGCAGUCUCUGCGCGCGCCAGCUGUCGACGCUGCCGCCAUGGCCGUGGCCGAAGCUGACGAGGCUCCGUCGUGGGCGCCAAAGCUCGAGCUGUUUGGCGCCUGGAGAGACGCCUCGAUCGGGAGGAUCAUUGGGACCGGCCCAUGGCGUAUCCGAGGCAACCGAUCAGCCUCGAGCGAUCGCCCUAUCGUCCUCGAGCAAGUCUACUUCUUGUCGCACGGGUACCUCGCCACCUCAAGGGGCCAAGGGCGCUGGGCGGUGUCGAGCAGGGGCGGGGCCAUCGACGUGGAGGUCUGCGGAGUUACCUUGCGGCUCAAACCGCGCCUGGACGUGAGCCCGUGGGAGCUACGGGAAGGGGUGCUGCCUGCCUGCGGGUGUGUCGGAGUCACCGCGCGUCUCGAUGCUACGAUCGAGGGCGAGGUGCACUAUCGCUGGUCGCUGCCCGUUACCCCGCCUUCCGACGAGCUGUCGCGGAGGCUCGAGGGGACUGGCCCGUACAUCGGGCCAGCGGGGGAGGUGUACCUACUGCGCGGAGGCGCACUGCAGGCCACGGGCGAUGAGCUGGGCGCCUACCGUCGCUGGCGCCUGGUGCCGCCCGCGUGCUGUCGCUCCGACGCAAAGGCGCGGCUGGUGUUGUCCAAGGGGAGAGCAGAGGAGGCAUCGAAGGAGGUGGCGACGGGAGCGGCGAAGGCGGAGCAGGACGAGAGCGACACGAGCAGAGAUCCGUCCGCACAGCUCUGCGGCAAGGCACGCGUGUGCGCAAUCUUGACCGAGUGUUUCACCAUCCGCCUGCCGACCGCGAGCCAGGCGGACGAGGAGGGCGAUCCGAAGCCGCCAGUGUAUCUUCCCGGUGAGGCCGAGGCGCGCUCGCUCGAGCUGGCUGUCCGGGCGCCAGCCUCGAAAUGCGAAAGUUUGAAUCAAAGAUAA